GUCACAUCAGGGCAAAAGAAAAGCAACAAAUUUUCCACACCGGCAAAGGUCGAGUCCAGGUAUAAAAGACAGAGGAACACUCUGGAUCCUUUGCGAAAACGUUCUGACGCAGCGCAGACAUGCUCAGGUUUCUGCUGUUGACAAGUCUUGCAGCCUUGGUGCUGGCUAGGCUGGAGCCCCAGCCUAGGUAUCUGGAGGACAGCCUCGGUAGGGUCGUUGGAGGCGAAGUGGCUGCACCCAACUCCUGGCCCUGGCAGAUCUCUCUUCAGUACAGGUCUGGCAGCAGGUUCUACCACACCUGUGGAGGAAGCCUGAUUGACAGAGGCUGGGUUAUGACUGCUGCUCACUGUGUGGACAGUUACAGGGACUAUCGCGUCGUUAUUGGCGAACAUGACCUCAACAGCAACAGCGGCAGGGAGCAGAUAAAGAGUGUCAGCAAUAUCUACAUCCACGAGGGCUGGGACUCCAACAGAGUGUCUAAUGGAUAUGACAUCGCCCUCCUGCGUUUGUCAUCUGAUGCCACCCUGAACUCCUACGCCCAGCUGGCCUCUCUGCCUCCCUCCGGCCAGAUUUUGCCCCACAACAACCUCUGCUACAUCACCGGAUGGGGACGCACUUCCACUGGUGGCAGCCUGUCUACCCAGCUGAAGCAGGCCUACCUGCCUCUGGUCGGCCAUGAUGUCUGCAGCAGCAGCGGCUGGUGGGGCAGCACUGUCAAGCCUAGCAUGGUGUGUGGAGGUGGUGGUGCUGAGGCUGGAUGCAAUGGUGACUCUGGUGGCCCCCUGAACUGCCUUGUUAACGGAAAAUACUACGUCCAUGGCAUUGCCAGCUUUGUGUCUGGCUAUGGAUGCAACUACCCCCAGAAGCCCACCGUCUUCACCCGCGUCUCCGCCUACAUCGACUGGAUGAACGCUAUCAUGUACUAAACAGGAGAGUCAUCCAUGGUGCAGCACAGAGACUGAAAUUUUCCACCAUAUUUUCAUCAGCUGUACUUACUCUUUUGACUUGUCUCUCAACAAAAAUAAACUUCAUUAAACUUUGA
This is a messenger RNA of Cheilinus undulatus (humphead wrasse), 1042 nucleotides long. Its product is annotated as elastase-1-like. Lineage: Eukaryota; Metazoa; Chordata; Actinopteri; Labriformes; Labridae. Gene Ontology annotation, molecular function: serine-type endopeptidase activity. Bases 120 to 926 code for a protein of 268 amino acids. Gene Ontology annotation, biological process: proteolysis. The transcript has 8 exons. The record is from RefSeq and is a predicted model, not a curated record.